Molecule: messenger RNA, 555 nt
Organism: Mesocestoides corti
Lineage: Eukaryota; Metazoa; Platyhelminthes; Cestoda; Cyclophyllidea; Mesocestoididae
Source: the annotation of a GenBank genome assembly
AUGCGAAUUGUUGCCAGUGAAGUUGCCUCCUCCUCCUCCUCCUUAGUUAUGCGUGUAAUUUGCUUGUGUUUUACACAGUCGGCGACUUCUUCGCCUCAGUUCUACACCUUCGAAGCAUUGGACAUCGAUGGGAACAAGGUUUCCAUGGAGAAGUACAGGGGCAAGGUAGCCAUUGUCGUAAAUGUCAAGAAUUACGCCCAGCUGCAAGAACUGUAUACCAACUAUAGCAGUCAGGGCCUCUGUGUGCUCGCUUUUCCGUGCAACCAGUUUGGAGGUCAGGAGCCCGGAACAAAUGCUGAGAUCAAGGAGAACGCCCGAAGCAAGUUCGAGCUCACCUUCGAUUUCUUCAGCAAGUGUGACGUCAAUGGUUCCGACGCCAUACCCCUCUUCACUUACCUCCAGAACACCCUCAAAGGCACGCUUUCAAACAAAAUUAAGUGGAAUUUUACAAAGUUCCUCAUCGACAGAAAUGGUGUCCCCUUCAAACGGUACUCCCCGACUACCGAUCCCAAGGAUAUGGAAGGCGACAUCAAAAAGCUGCUGUCCCAGGCCUAG